Molecule: messenger RNA, 815 nt
Organism: Saccoglossus kowalevskii
Lineage: Eukaryota; Metazoa; Hemichordata; Enteropneusta; Harrimaniidae
Product: isovaleryl-CoA dehydrogenase, mitochondrial-like
Biological process (GO): L-leucine catabolic process
Cellular component (GO): mitochondrion
Molecular function (GO): 3-methylbutanoyl-CoA dehydrogenase activity; flavin adenine dinucleotide binding
Source: RefSeq, a predicted model, not a curated record
GCCGUAUCUGCCUCAGCUUCACCACAGGGUACUUAUGUUGAUAUUGAUGAUACAAUAUUUGGAUUAACAGAUGAACAAAAGCAUUUACGCGAAACAGUGUUCCGAUUUUUUCAGACUGAGUUAGCACCGUUUGCAGCCGAGAUUGACUCUACUGAUGUACAUGAUAAGAGAAGGGAGUUUUGGAAGCAAUGUGGGAGCCUUGGUUUGCAUGGUAUAACUGCCCCAGUUGAAUAUGGAGGUACUGGUGGCGGCUACUUGGACCAUGUUAUUGUCAUGGAGGAGAUGUCAAGGGCAGCAGGGGGAGUGGCAUUGAGUUACGGAGCACAUUCAAAUUUAUGUAUUAAUCAGAUAUGUAGAAAUGGUACUGAAGCACAGAAAGAAAAAUAUUUACCAAAGUUGAUUUCUGGUGAACAUAUAGGGGCACUGGCGAUGAGUGAACAUGAUGCAGGCUCUGAUGUUGUCAACAUGAGUCUAAAAGCUGAGAAAAGGGGAGACUACUACGUACUAAAUGGUACCAAGUUUUGGAUUACGAAUGGAAUGGAUGCAGAUACGCUUAUUAUCUAUGCCAAGACUGAUAUGUCUUCUCAACCACAACAUGGUAUUUCUGCUUUCAUUGUUGAAAAGGGAUUUCCGGGAUUCAGUACUGGUCUAAAACUUGACAAACUGGGAAUGCGAGGCUCACCAACAGGAGAAUUAAUUUUUGAUGAAUGUAAAGUUCCUGCUGAAAAUAUGCUUGGCAGCGUGAACAAAGGUGUGUAUGUAUUAAUGAGUGGUUUAGACUUGGAGAGACUUGUGUUGUCAGGAGGCCCAUUGGG